Coregonus clupeaformis (lake whitefish) is the source of this 2501-nucleotide messenger RNA. RefSeq names its product RING finger protein 145. The transcript is spliced from 12 exons. Gene Ontology annotation, molecular function: ubiquitin protein ligase activity; zinc ion binding. NCBI's taxonomy places the organism in Eukaryota, Metazoa, Chordata, Actinopteri, Salmoniformes, Salmonidae. Bases 252 to 2240 code for a protein of 662 amino acids. The record is from RefSeq and is a predicted model, not a curated record. Gene Ontology annotation, cellular component: endoplasmic reticulum; endomembrane system.
GGCCACGCAAGCGACAGGACCGGACGGAAAACCAUAACAACUCUAGCUAGAAAACUGUCAAUUUUCCUUUACAACAUGCUGUCAGAAGGAUAUUAGCUUCAUUUACCAGGUGAAUAACCGACCAUGAAGAGGGACCAGUCAGACAUCUACCUGCCUCUCUUCCUACUCCUCUAGGAGAUCAUCCGUCUAGGAGAGCAUUCUGCUCACCAACAUAUUUUCUACCACGCCAAUAGGGGACUAAUUAUCUCAAGAUGCCUCGUUUGGAAGACGUUGCCAACAUUGCUCUGAGGGUGCCAAGCAUCCUGGUGCUGGACUUGCUCUAUAAGUGUGACAUUGAUAGCUUCACAGAGCACCUCAAGAACGAAGACAUGCUCUUCAAAUACAAAUAUGUUGUCUGGAACCUGUAUUACCUAGGUCAUGUGGUGAACGUUGUGGUGUUAGUCUUGCCACUGAGACACAUCAUCAAGCUCUACCUCCACAUCCUUACCACCCUGCUCUUUUACGUGGGACACCAGAUCUCCAAGGACUAUGUGCAUGGAGAGGUGCAGUAUGGGUAUGAUGGUGCCCUAUACCUCGACUCUCUGGCCUUCCACCGCUUUGUCACUGCACUGACUAGUCAGAUCAUACUGAGUACAUUGUGUGCCUUCCUCAUGAAGACCAGGAAGGUGUGGCUGUUCUCUGCCUACCUGCUGCCCCUGUUGGCCCGUCUCUGUGCCAUGCCCCACGACACCCUGCUAUUGGUGAACUCCUUCUCCACGGCCCUGACUGGAAUAGGUGUGGCCAUGUUCCUCCUGUCCAAUCAGUUCGUGCCAUACCGGCUGGCCAGGGCAGCCUACUCUGAACUGCUACAACUGGAGGUGGUAGAGCUGUAUAGACUCCUAGCGGUGGCUAUCUCCCUCUGGAAUCAGUUUGCAGUGCCAGUGCUGUUCAGCGUGUUCUGGUCUGUGCUGUUUGUGGUCCAGCUGUACUCUAACUUCACGGCCAACAAUACAUCAGGCAGCCAUGAGGGGGUGCUGUUCUUCCUCCUCAAAAGUGUCUCUGAGUGCUGUGCCACGCCCUACUCCCUGCUGGGCCUGACGUCUGUGGUGUCUUACCUGGCCCUGGGGCUGCUCAGCUUCACCAAGUUCUACCUGGGGGGUUACACUGCAGUACAGAAUGACAACGUGAUGCACAGAGGUGUGGCUGAGGGUGUAACGUUGCUACUGCUGGCUCUCCAGACGGGUCUGUUAGACAUGCAGGCUCUGCAGCGCACCUUCCUCCUCAGUAUCAUCCUCUUCGUCGUCAUCACCUCCACUCUGCAGUCCAUGAUAGAGAUCACAGACCCCAUCAUCCUGGCCCUGGGGGCAUCUAGAAACAGGAGUCUAUGGAAACACUUCCGAGGUCUCAGUAUGUGUCUGGUCCUGCUGGUGUUCCCAGGAUACAUGGCAUAUCAAAUCUCCCAGUUCUUCCACAUGGACUUCUGGCUCCUCAUCCUGGUUUCCAGCUGCAUGCUCACCUCUCUGCAGGUGACAGGUACCCUGAUGAUCUACUCACUCUUCAUUGGUGAGCUGUUCUGUACUGACCCUAUAGACAGCCUGGACGAGAUCAUCUAUUGGGUCAAUGCAGUCAGCCGCGUGCUGGAGUUCGUGGUGGCCCUCUGCGUGGUGGCCUACGGGACCUGGGAGUCACUGUAUGGGGAGUGGAGCUGGAUGGGGGCCUCCAUCAUCAUUAUACACUCCUACUUCAACGUGUGGCUCAGAGCCCAGACCGGCUGGAGGAGCUUCCUGCUUAGACAGGAAGCAGCCAAGAAGAUCAACUCCCUCCCCCGGGCCACGGCCAAUCAGUUGCAGCGACACAACGACGUUUGUGCCAUCUGCUUCCAGGAAAUGAGCUCAGCCGUGCUGACGUACUGCGGACAUUUCUUCCAUGGAAACUGCCUGCGUAAGUGGCUCUACGUCCAGGAGACUUGCCCCAUGUGCCACCAGGCCGUCGGCCCCACCCCGCCAGCCCCAGCCCCAGCCCCAGCCCCAGGCCACGCGGCAGGAGACUUCCAGGCUGCUCCUCCGGCCUCCAGAGGGACUGAGCCAGGCCGGGCAGCGGAGAGGAGAGGCUCCAGAGAUCAGACUCCAGGCAGGGACGCCACACACCAGCCUCCAGCUGACCUGCCACCCCCAGGCUCCCCAGAUCAGCAGGAGGGGGCAGACAGCCUGGGAGAGGGAACCAGUGGUUUAGAUAGAGGACGGACCAGGACGCCCACGUAGGAAGCCUGUCCAGGGUCUUCACUUCAGCUCCACCGGGGGACUUUGUAGGCUUGGUCAGCCCAGGCUCCAGCUGCUCAUCUGGGGGUAGUCCUAGUCCAGGGAACCAGAGCCUGGAGCCUUGGGAUGGAGCACAUCCUACCAACAGCUACAACGGUGGAGGGGUUGACUGCAGAAUCAAAGGACCGUUAGUGCAAUCUACUCCCAAAGAGCAGAACGGCAGAGUAUUGACUAGAGUGAAUGGGGCUACACAGGAACUGCAGG